Messenger RNA from Dermatophagoides pteronyssinus (European house dust mite), 3222 nucleotides. RefSeq lists its product as uncharacterized. The record is from RefSeq and is a predicted model, not a curated record. NCBI's taxonomy places the organism in Eukaryota, Metazoa, Arthropoda, Arachnida, Sarcoptiformes, Pyroglyphidae.
GUAUUUCCACGACUUGACCAAAAAAAAAUUUGAUUAUUUUAUCAUUUCAUUGUUAAAAUUACAAGUAAAAAAAGAGUCGAUCAAUUACAAGUAAAAAAAGAGUCGAUCAAUUACAAGUAAUAGUAAUUUAGUUUCAAAGAAUUUUGUGAAUACGCUCGAUUAAUAUAACAAAUUUAUUUCGAAAUGAGCGAAGAAGAAGGAACCAAAAAUUCGAAUGAAGACAAAAAACAACCACGAAUACAACGAACGACAGUUUCAAGAACCGAAAUGCAAAAAUUGAGAGAACGAGCACGCUCGAGAUCAUUAUUGAAUACUUCGGCGAGUGAGCGAACACCUGAACGGGGACUAUCAAGACCAAGCGUUUUGGAAAGAAUGAUACCAAAAGAGCCACCAAUGUCACGUUUGCAGCGAUAUCGUAUGUCGAAAAAAAUGGGAACAGACUCACAAGGGUCAGAUUCAGGAUCGCCUGAUGAUUCUGGAAUCGGAAAUGGAAUGAGCGAUGGUUUCGAUCUUAAAUAUGCAUAUCCACGAACACAGCGAAAUUUAAUUAAAACAAUCGAAAUAGAAUAUCUUCCACCGGGUGGACGGGAUUCGGAAUCAGCAACAACAACUAUUGUAAAGCGGCCAUUUUUUAUGGUCGGUGAAGAUAAGAGCUUAGAAGAACGUAUAGCAAAAUUACCGAAAAUUGGAGAAAAAAUCCAAGAAGAAUAUCAAACCGAAAAAAAUUAUUUAAUAACUCGACGUAAUAUCACAGAGGAAGGAAUGUGGGUAGAAGAAGUGACACGUAAUACGAUCAUUACGAAGAUUCAGAUUACAGAAUUGGUAAGCAAAAAAUUCAUCAAGAUGGAUCGUGAUGAAGCUCGCCGCCUGAUGGAACGCGAAUUGGCUGACAGAGAAGCAGCAGUGCCAAAAGUUGUUUCACCGAAACUGGAACGACCAUAUGCAGAAUUAUUGGAACAGCGACAAGCUGCUGCCGCUGCAACAAGUCAUGAAUUAUUACCAGAAGGACCAAUUACAGUUGGACGCGAACCAAGUUUAGGAUUGCCAGUCCAGCCAAGUAGAGAGCCUGAACCAGUAACAGAAGGAAUAUCAAGUUUAGAUGCUGCGUCGGCUGGUCUUGGGCGCGAGCCUUCAAGUAGAGAGCCGAGCGUCACCGAUGGUGUAACCGGUUUAGAACGGGAACCGACUGCCAGAGCACCAACGGAUUUAAUGGGAGCAAUUUCAGCACAAGGAAGAGAACCAUCAGCAUUCGGGAGAGAGCCGACUUUUCGUGAGCCAGAUGCAACCGUUGGAGGUGGAAUGAUUGCACCAGGAAUAGAAGGUGGAUCACCAGAUACCAUGAAAGAUCAAAGAGAUAAAAAUCAACAAUAUCCUAGUGAUUUGAUGGGAGCGAUUUCAGCGCAAGGAAGAGAGCCAUCUGCGUUCGGAAGAGAACCGACUUCACGUGAACCGGAUGCAACAAUUGGAGGUGGUGUUAUUGCACCAGGCAUGGAAUCCCCAAGUGGUGCACUUCAAGAUGGAACGUUAAUAGAUCCUACCAAACGCGAGGCAAGCAUGUUUCCAGUUCCAACAGUAACAGCACUUGAUGCCGAAAGUAAAGGAGAAUUAGGUCGGGAACCAUCCGCUAGGGAACCAAGUGGACUUGGAGCAGGCGUAUCCGCACCAGGAAUGGGCAAAGAUUUCGAAAUUGAAAUCGAAAUUCGCAAAAAACGUGAUACUGCCGAUAUUACUGGACCGAAAAUGGAAGAAUCCGGAAUUUCUAGAGAACCAUCCGCAAGAGAACCGAGUGGAUUAAUUGGUGAAUUGUCAACACCUGGAAUGGAAUCAGGAAUUAAUCGCGAACCAUCCGCUAGGGAACCAAGUGGAUUAGUUGGUGGAAUAUCAGCUCCAACAUUGACAGAUGGGCUGGGGCGCGAACCAUCCGCUAGGGAGCCAAGUCAAUUAGUUGGAGGAAUAUCAGCGCCAGGAAUGGAAGCAUCCGGAAUUUCUAGAGAACAAUCAGCGCCAUCACCAAGUCAAUUAGUGGGUGGUCAAUCGGCAGAUGGAGCUGGAAGAGAAUUUGAUAUUGACAUUGAGAUACGUCGAAAAAAAGAAGAUUACGGAGUAGAUCAAGAAUCAAUGAUGGGAAAAGAUAUAACAGGAGGAGUUUCAACCCCCGAAAUGCUAUCGCCAUCAGCACUGGGACGCGAACCAACGGCUCAACAAUUUGGAUCAGAACGAGGAAUGCAAACAUCUGAAUUGGAAGCAUCAGGAAUUAAUCGCGAACCAUCCGCUAGGGAACCAAGUGGAUUAAUGGGUGGUCCAUCCGCACCAACAUUGACAGAUGGGCUUGGGCGCGAACCAUCCGCUAGGGAACCAAGUCAAUUAGCGGGAGGAAUAUCAGCUCCAGGAAUGGACGCGUCAGGAAUUUCUAGAGAACCAUCCGCUAGGGAACCAAGUCAAUUAGCGGGAGGAAUAUCAGCNCCAGGAAUGGACGCGUCAGGAAUUUCUAGAGAACCAUCCGCUAGGGAAGCAAGUGGAUUAAUGGAUGGUCCAUCCACACCUGGAAUAGAAGCGUCAGGACUUGGACGCGAAGCAUCCGGAAUUUCUAGAGAACCAUCCGCUCAACCCAGCGGUGCUAUUGUCGGCGAACCAUCUUCCUUAGCUUCUGGCGUUUCUGUAACUGGACGUGAACCCUCUGGUGUUCCUUCACCUGCAACAUCAACAUCAUUAAUUGAACCUGGUAUAGAACCGUAUACUGUUCGUGGUUCCAGUUUAUUGGUACCUACACAGGACGGAGUAUAUCCUCCAAUGCGUCGAGAAUUCGAACCACAAGUCACUUAUCGUCCACCCGUCGAUCGUUUUGUUGAACAAAUUGGCCAAGUAGCCAGUCAGGUUGCAGCACAAACUCGUCAACCAGUGACAAUAACAUUCCGUCCAACUAUUGUUAUCAUACAGAAUUUCGUCUCAUUGCCAUUGGAUGUUCUGAAAGCUAGACAAGCAGCAUCAGGCAAUGAACAAAUUGUCAAUGUUCAAAACCAAGAAGUUUUCAUCUAUCCCAAUUCGAUAAAUAUCACAAAUUUAUCGGCAACAUAUUCACAUAAUAUUCAAUCUUCCGAACCGUUCCUUAAUUUCACUGAUUCUUCAACGAACUCAACACAAACAGAAAAUAGACAACAAUCAGAAAAUCAACUGUCACAACAACCAUCACAACAAUGAAUUGUUUUCUGAAAAAAAUAUAAU